UUCCCCCCCCGUUGGGCCUUGCGCGCUGCUGCCUCCGUCUCAGCUAUCCAGGGUGCCGACUGCCGUCAGCCCGUCACCAGUGCGCCGUCGCUCGGCCGCCGCCGUUGAUCUGCUCCAGGGCGCCGCCUCCGCCGGCCAUCUGUUCGAGGGCGCUGCGUCCGUAUCUCUGCUGCAGCUUACCACCGUCAGUCACGGUCUGUGCAGUGCAGGUCCUUGCUGCAAAAACAUCAAGUUUUAUACAGUCGUUGUGCGCACUAGCCCCUUUCCACUGACAAGAAGACCUUGAAGUCAUUCGAUGUGUGGUAUCGCCCUUGUCCUCUCCAGUGACCGCCUCGUCAUCGUUCCCUGUGCCACUGCGGCUGCCGCCACAUCAGAGAUCCAGCACUCCUGCAAGAGGAAGGGCGUGCCAGAUGAGCUGAAGGAGGCCCUGCGCAGGCGAGGACCUGAUAACCUAGGCUAUGAAAGUCGCUGCCUUCUCGCUGAUGGCACGGUUGUUGUUAGUGAUGGCUACAAUGAUGGAGUAGAGGGUAAAGUCGGUGUGAGUGACUCUGGUGUUGCUGAUUUGUUCUUCAUCGGGGCAACACUGCAUCUUAGGGGAGCUAAGCUGGUUUCACAGCCUCUGGUGGCCCCCACUGGAAGUGUCCUUGUGUAUAAUGGUGAGAUAUAUGGAGGAAUUCAGGUUGCAGAUGAUGAAAACGACACACAAGCUCUUUUUACCUCUCUGGAAUCUUGUUGUUCAUGUGAUUGCCAUGCUCUUGGUAGAGAUAAAACAUGUCCUUGUUGUGGGAGUGGUGCCACAUCAGUUUUGCAACUCCUUUCCACAAUCAAAGGUCCAUGGGCUUUGAUAUACUGGCAGAUGAAGUCAAAUACAAUUUGGUUUGGCCGGGAUGCAUUUGGAAGAAGAAGCCUCUUGGUACAUUGGCCCACAGCUGAUGAUUCUCGUUUCAUACUAUCAUCAGUAUCACCCCUUUCAUUUGCAAAGAAUAACUCUGGUCCAACAGUAAAUGAUUUUGUGUCAGAUCAUGACAUGUCUAACCAUACCAAAGCUAGCUACUGGGAAGAGCUUCCUUGUGGGAUAUACAGCAUCCAUAUGAAAGACAUUGGAAAACAUGGUGCACGCAUGAAGGAAGGGUGGAUUGUGGAGGUUAACACACAUAAAUGGAUGACUUCUUCAUUGAAUGAAUUGAUUAAAUGGGAGAGGAAACUUACAGUUCCUACCAUGGAGAACAAUUCUGUUGACAGAGGGAACCAUCAGUUGUCUCAGAGCUUCAUAAGCUCAAGAGAAGCUGAAGAAAAUACGAAUAAUGGGAUCACAAAGGCAAAUCUCCUGUCAGAUUCUAGUUUAUGUGAAGCAAAUUGCGUAACACAGUUAGCACAUAGAGUAUUGGUUGCAUUAAGGGAAUCUGUAAUGCUGCGGACUAAAAUGAACACACUCUUUCAGGGUACUCUAAAUAAAUUUGAGGACGAAGAGUCAGCCCCAAUAGCAGUCCUCUUCUCCGGUGGUUUAGACUCCAUGAUACUUGCAGCAUUGCUAGACCAGUGCAUUGAUUCCAAAUGGACAAUUGAUUUGUUAAAUGUCAGUUUUGAUGGGCAGCUUGCCCCUGAUAGGAUUUCUGCAAUAGCAGGACUGAAGGAGCUUCAGAGGAUAUCUCCGUGCCGGAGAUGGCGUCUUAUUGAGAUUGACACUGCUUUGACAGACUUGAAAGGGGAAAGCGAACAUGUGAUGUCACUCAUACACCCUUCAAAUACCUAUAUGGAUUUGAACAUUGGUAUUGCUCUCUGGUUGGCUGCUGGUGGGGAUGGUUGGGUGGAUGGAAGUACAUGUCAUAUGCAAGACGGUUCUCGCUAUAAGUACAGGUCAAGAUCUAGAGUCCUUAUAGUGGGUUCUGGGGCUGAUGAGCAGUGUGCUGGUUAUGGUAGACAUCGGACUAAAUAUAGGCUUGGAGGGUGGAAUGCAUUGGAUCAGGAGAUGAGACUAGAUGUGCAGAGAAUAUGGAAAAGGAAUAUGGGAAGAGAUGAUAGGUGCAUAUCUGAUCAUGGCAAGGAGGCCCGUUUCCCAUUUCUUGAUGAGAACGUGAUAAAAACUCUGUUGGAAAUUCCAUUAUGGGAAAUUGCUAAACUUGAUGAACCUGUUGGAAGGGGUGACAAGAAGAUAUUGAGAGAGGUUGCAAGGCUGCUAGGCCUACAAGAAGCUGCUCUUCAGCCAAAGCGUGCGAUCCAGUUUGGUUCAAGGAUAGCGAGGGAGUCGAACCGGAAGAACUUCGGCAGUAACAGAGCUGCGAACCAGGCAUCAGCAGGCAGCGCGCUGGAGGCCGCGGGGUUCGACUGCGCGCACCGCUCCGCGGUGGACGCGGUCGUCGACGUCCUCCUGCGCUACAUCACCCACCUGGGCCGGUCCGCCGCGUUCCACGCCAACCUCGCCGGCCGCGCGCUCGCCAACGAGCUCGACGUCAUCCAGGCGCUCGAGGAGGUCGGCAACGACACGGACGGCUUCGCGGGCGCCGCGGCCACGGGCCACUGCCUCGUCGGCUCCGGCGUCGUCAGGGACCUCAUGGCGUUCGUCGACACCAAGGACGAGGUGCCGUUCGCGCGCCCGCUGCCUAGGUUCCCAGUCCAGCGCGUGCAGCCGCCGCAGCCCACUGCCAGCCCGGCGUCGGCGGCGGCGGCGGAGGGGAGGGAUGCUGGGAUGAGGCACGUACCGGAGUGGCUGCCUGCGUUCCCGGAUCCGCACACCUAUGUGAGCACGGAGGUGUGGGUUGAGCCGCCGCCGACCAAGGACAGGGUGGACAAGGUGGAGCAGGUGCGGCAACGGAGGAAGGCUGAGAAGUCCCUGCUCAGCUUGCAGCGAAGGCUGGCUAUGGCAGGUGCAGAUGGGUUUCGUCCAGCGGUUGGGGUGGAGCAGGAUAGUGCAGAGAAGGGGAAGGAGAUACAGGCAGCUGGGACAAAGAGGAACCCGUUUCUUGAGCCAGCAUUGCCGCCUGGAGAGAAGGAUGUAUCUGAGGUUGAUAUGCCUCCUGAGAAGAAGAAACUCUCUGUUCUUGAGGCAUUUGCGCCAGCUAUCCAAGCUAGAACCGUCAGGGAGAUUGAUGCUGGGGCAGGGGUGGAUCAAAAUCAAAGGAGCAUUGUUCCAAAAGAGAGGGCUCCGGUGCAUCUUAAGCUUGGAUUUGAAAAGAAGCCAUUAGCAGCGGCUCUGAAUUCAAGAGCCCUGGACCUGAGGGAAGAUCCUUCCUUCUUGAAAGAGGAAGCAAAGGAUGACAAGAAGCGGAGAGCCGGCAUGAUAUUAAGGGCAUCAAUGGAGAAUCCACAAGAACUUCCUCAGCUCUAAAGUUGUUUGUGGAGGAAGUGCGGUACCCAGAGUGGAGUUGCAUCAUGGCGUAAUUGUGGAACUUCAGUUUCCAGAAUCUUGAGGCCAUGUGUCCGUGAUACAACCUUCCACAAGAGCUUAACCUGCACCUGGGCUCUCGCGUCUCCACCUACAAUUUUCCUUGAAUCACCAGGCACUGAUAAAUUUCAGCAGCGCUGUAACUGAAGUUCCACCGUCUCACCGCAUUGAUAUUUCACCUUCCAACUGUAAGCGGGUUAGUUCAGACGGAGCUGAUUUGUGAGGCCGUGGUUCUUGUCCCCCAGACAUGGCAUCCAAAAGAAUGAUGCUCCUGAGUUAGUUUUUGUAGCUGUAUUCCCUGGUAGAAUUGAAGAGAGAUGUUUGUACAAAAGCUAACCUGAUUGUUCUUACCAAGACUCGUCAUAGACAGGAUUGAUGUACGUAGUGGGUUACUCUCAAGAACCAGCUUCAGUACUGCAGUAUGUUCCUAAUAGUGCAGUAUGGGUAUGGCCUCCCACACCGCCGCUGUGUUGGGGACAUAAACACUUUCCAGAUACUUGAUGAAUGACUCGAUUAUGAGGAUUGAUUGAUUGAUUCUAGUUGGUGAGUUCAUGUCCUUAGUGACUUGAUGUAGUGCAUUGUAGUUGGGAGGCUGGGAUUGUAAUCACAGUGUACCAUAUGAUUCUUUCGUCUUUUCCCCCAUCUAACUUGAGUAUCCCAGAUUGAAUUUGUGAAGAUUUUAUUUUGGAAGGAAGCAUGUUGAAAUGUG
Sorghum bicolor (sorghum) is the source of this 4091-nucleotide messenger RNA. Its product is annotated as asparagine synthetase domain-containing protein 1. The transcript is spliced from 18 exons. The record is from RefSeq and is a predicted model, not a curated record. Lineage: Eukaryota; Viridiplantae; Streptophyta; Magnoliopsida; Poales; Poaceae. The coding region runs from base 296 to 3325 and encodes 1009 amino acids. Gene Ontology annotation, molecular function: asparagine synthase (glutamine-hydrolyzing) activity.